UUUUAUAUGAAAUUGUCAUUAUCAAAUAUGGAUGAUGAUCAUGAGGAUAUCAAAGUUGAUAAUGAUGAUGAUUUCUAUUCAGAUAAUUCAUUGGAUUCAUCUUCGUCAAUGAAUUAUAUAUUUUCAUCACUCUCAUCAUCAUCAUCGGGCGAUGAAUUAUUAGUAUCAACAGCAACAGGAAUCGAAAAUUCCAUUGGUCAUAAAAAGAUUAUAUAUCAAUAUUCUCACUUUAAUAGAGUGUAGGAACAAAAACAGUGAGAGAAACAGGAUUCAAUCAAUUUGGCCAUUUCUGUUUGGCUUUGAACUCAAAAGUUCCUAAUUGCCAUUUGUCCACACAAACAGUUUGUCAAAAACAAUGUUUUUAUCGAAUGAAAAUGGCCAUCAUUUUUAUCUAUUGCCAUUUCUUUGGAUUAGUUCAAAAUGGCGAAAAGUACGAUCAUUGGUAACAUCACCAUUUAUACAGACGUAUAAACGUAAAAAAUAUCCAUGGAUUCAAUUAGCCGGCCAUCAAGGCAAUUUUGUUGCCGGCCAAAUACAGGGAACGAUAAUGAAAAAUUGUGUGGAAAUGAAAUUGAUUGUUUCGAAAAAUUAAUGUCUGAUACACAAUUAUCUGUUUUGGUACCAGAAU
Messenger RNA from Dermatophagoides farinae (American house dust mite), 628 nucleotides. The record is from RefSeq and is a predicted model, not a curated record. Lineage: Eukaryota; Metazoa; Arthropoda; Arachnida; Sarcoptiformes; Pyroglyphidae.